AUGAAGCCCGUGGGACCCCUAAUUUGCUCGCUGGUGCUCCUCGCCAGCCUGUGCCCCAGGCACGCCUUGGGUCUGUACUCAAAUGUGAAAGAAAUCAAAACAGUGGAAGGUCCCAAAGAGUUCGAGGAGUUGCUAAGUAGCAAAAAAGUCUGCCUAGUGCAAUUUUACGCAACAUGGUGCAGAGCCUCCAGGGGGUUUGCGAACGACUUUACCAGCAUAGCCAAGACGAUAAAAGACGACAUAACAAUUUUGGCCGUAAAAAAUGAAGAUAUAAUUAACCAGUACAAAAUUGAAACCUACCCAAGUAUACACGUUUUCUUCGCAAACGACAGUAAAAAAAAUAUGGAGAAAUUUGAUGGAAAUUACAAAAUAAAAGAAGUGGUUUCCUUUGUAUAUGAUAGUAUAAAAAAGCACCGUUUGAAGGAACUAAAUAUCGACCUCGAUGAUAUGAAUAAAAGCUCCUAUAAAAAAAAAGGAAAAAAAAAAAAACGAUGGAAAAGAAAGAAAAAAUCACAUAGUGCUAUAGAAUAUAACGACUCUAGAACGGUAGAGGACAUGUAUCAAUUUUUUUUAAAAUACUAUUCAGAAAAGAAGGAAGUAAUUCAGUUAACUUCCCAACAAGUGUUUGACGAAUAUUGCGAAAAAGACGUAUGUCUCUUAGCCAUUUUACCAAACAAAGAAGACACUGAACUGAGUUAUUUCAAAUCCUAUGUGCAGAUACUUACCAAUGUUAUUAAAGACGUUAGUACGUUACCAGUCACUUUCUUGUGGACUCAAGCAGGAGACCAACUAGAUAUUGUGCAGAAGUUAAAUCUUACUUUCGGUUUCCCCACUGUUAUUGCUAUUAGCUUUUCUAAAAAUGUCUAUUCCAUUUUGAAGGGGAAUUAUUCUGAACAGUCCAUCAGAAAUUUCAUCACACAAAUGAUGAUGGGCAAAUCUUCUGUCGAUAAUUUGGUUCCCUUUACCGUGAAGACGGUCCCCAAGUUUAGUUUUACCAACGCGGAGGAAGCCAACUCAGAGUUGUAA
Molecule: messenger RNA, 1026 nt
Organism: Plasmodium coatneyi
Lineage: Eukaryota; Apicomplexa; Aconoidasida; Haemosporida; Plasmodiidae
Product: Protein disulfide isomerase
Exons: 2
Coding region: 1-1026 (341 amino acids)
Biological process (GO): response to endoplasmic reticulum stress
Cellular component (GO): endoplasmic reticulum lumen
Molecular function (GO): protein disulfide isomerase activity; protein-disulfide reductase activity
Source: RefSeq, a predicted model, not a curated record